UGGGGUGAGUGGGUGGGAGGAGAGCAGAGGUGUCUGGGUGGGGAGGGGUGAGUUUAAUGGGGAGAGACAGGGCAGACUGGAUUUAUUUCGGAGGACGUUUUCCUCCAGUGCACUGGAAUCUGGGAAGGUUGUGGAUUUCUGCGCUGGUGAGUGUUACAUUAUAACGUUAUUAUGUAAUGCAAUGGCGGGGGGGGCCUCCUUAUAAUUUAGGAUCAUGUGACCGGGGACAGGUAGUGGUGCUGUGAAUGAAUCCUGAGCACAAAAGACAUUCCUCCUCCUGUUGUAUGGCGGCUGAGAUGUAGUAGAGCUGGUUUCCAAUUCAGUUAUUAAUAUCAGUUAUCAGAAAUGUGACCAAUUCGGCUCCGCUAUGUCUGCGUUACAACUAACGCAAAACUUUACCAUCCGAUCUGCCGUAUGCAUUGGAAUCGCGUGUGUCGGACAACAUUGUGGGAAUAGCUAUUCAGGGUACCCACGCUUAGCUGGCCAUCAUGACGGUGACCUACACGGCCCGCGUUGCGAAUGCCCGCUUUGGUGGCUUUUAUAAGCUCCUGCUGCUGUGGAGGGGGAGUAUAUACAAGCUGUUAUAUAAGGAGUUCCUGGCGUUCUUCAUCAUGUAUUCGGCCCUCAGUAUAACAUACAGGUUCUUUCUGUCUGAAGACCAGAGACGAUGCUUUGAGAAAGUGUCGCUUUACUGCAAUACGUACGCCAAUCUCAUCCCCGUCUCCUUCGUGCUAGGUUUCUAUGUCACCCUAGUAGUGAACCGCUGGUGGAAUCAGUACCUCUGUAUGCCCUUCCCGGACAAGCUCAUGUGCGCCAUCACUGCCACCGUGCACGGGUCGGACGAGCGGGGCAGGAUGUACCGCAGGACGCUGAUGCGUUACUGCAGCAUGUCCGGCCUGCUGAUCCUGCGCUCUGUCAGCACUGCUGUAUUCAAGAGGUUCCCUACUAUAGAUCACGUGGUGGAAGCAGGGUUUAUGACUCGUCAUGAGAGGAAGAAGUAUGAGAACCUGCGCUCCUCAUAUAACAAAUACUGGGUUCCCUGUGUGUGGUUCUGUAGUCUGGCAGCCCAGGCGCGGAGCGAGGGCAGGAUCCGCGAUGACCACGCGUAUAAAUUGCUCCUACAGGAGUUAAACGCUUUUCGUGGGAACUGCAGCAUGCUCUUCCACUACGACUGGAUCAGCAUUCCACUUGUGUACACUCAGGUCGUGACCCUCGCUGUAUACAGCUACUUUCUGACGUGUCUGAUUGGACGGCAGUUCUUGGACCCCACCCAGGGUCUCAGCGGCAACGACCUGGACCUCUACGUCCCGGUCUUCACCCUCCUGCAGUUCUUCUUCUAUGCCGGGUGGCUGAAGGUGGCCGAGCAGCUGAUCAAUCCCUUCGGGGAGGACGACGAUGACUUUGAAACCAACUUCUUGAUCGACAGGAAUUUCCAGGUGUCCAUGCUGGCCGUGGACGAGAUGUAUGGAGACGUUCCUUUCCUGGUGAAGGAUCGGUACUGGAAUGACUCCGAACCCCAGCCUCCUUACACGGCUGCCACGUUAUUCCAGAAACACCAGCCUUCCUUCCAAGGAUCCACCUUCGACAUGGCGCUGGCUAAGGAGGACAUGCAGUUCCAGCCUCUAUCGGACAUUGAGGAGAUGAAUGAAGAGACCUACAGCCAUCCCUUCCCUCUCUUCAGCCGCCUGCUCCCAGGUGUGGGGCCUUCUCCGCUCUCCUCUUCUGCUGCGCUCACUGCUCCAUUCAUGGCCCCCGGGAGCCGUAUGACUCUACUGAGACGAUCGACCAGCUCGGCCUCCCAGUCUUCUGACAGCCUGUAUCCAGAGAGUCAAGAAGACCCGACACAGGGCGAGACCCUCCCGCAUCCCGAGACGCGACCCCCUGACGUCCCAGUCCAGACCCUAUUCCAGGUGGAAUCCCAGCGUUCCUUCUUCCCCCACAGUGAGCUUACUGCCCCCAUAGCAGAAGCCACUGCUGCCCCCCAAGAGGUGGAGGCCAACACCUUAUCCGAGGCCUUGUAAUGAGGAUUGUAUUAUGAACUACAAUAUAAAUGGACAAUGCAGAGCUGGGUGGGCUUCAUCUCUGCAGAUCAUCACUCCCCUGUGACAUAGAGCUGCUGACCCUAGAUCACUGUUUAGAAGACAUGU
This is a messenger RNA of Hyla sarda, 2147 nucleotides long. RefSeq names its product bestrophin 2 (gene BEST2). Bases 489 to 2021 code for a protein of 510 amino acids. Gene Ontology annotation, molecular function: chloride channel activity. The transcript is spliced from 10 exons. The record is from RefSeq and is a predicted model, not a curated record. NCBI's taxonomy places the organism in Eukaryota, Metazoa, Chordata, Amphibia, Anura, Hylidae.